ACCAGCUUGUCGUUGCGAUCAGCCAUCAAGAUGCCGAGCCACAAGACCUUCCGCACCAAGCAAAAGCUUGCUAAGGCUCAGCGCCAGAACCGCCCUAUCCCCCAGUGGAUUCGCCUGCGCACUGGCAACACCAUCCGGUAA
Molecule: messenger RNA, 141 nt
Organism: Penicillium pulvis
Lineage: Eukaryota; Fungi; Ascomycota; Eurotiomycetes; Eurotiales; Aspergillaceae
Product: 60S ribosomal protein eL39
Exons: 2
Coding region: 31-141 (36 amino acids)
Biological process (GO): translation
Cellular component (GO): cytosolic large ribosomal subunit; ribosome
Molecular function (GO): structural constituent of ribosome
Source: RefSeq, a predicted model, not a curated record